Sinocyclocheilus anshuiensis is the source of this 1177-nucleotide messenger RNA. Its product is annotated as stonustoxin subunit beta-like. The transcript is spliced from 4 exons. The record is from RefSeq and is a predicted model, not a curated record. Bases 139 to 885 code for a protein of 248 amino acids. Lineage: Eukaryota; Metazoa; Chordata; Actinopteri; Cypriniformes; Cyprinidae. Gene Ontology annotation, molecular function: protein binding.
GUUCUUCAAUCCUCAAACUCUGUCCUGAGAGAGCUUGAUCUGAGUAACAAUGACCUGCUGGAUUCAGGAGUGAAUCUGCUCUCUGAUGAACUGAAGAGUCCAAACUGUCAGCUGCAGAUUCUGAGGUUGUCAGGCUGUAUGGUGACAGAGGAAGGCUGUGGUUAUUUGUCUGCAGCUCUGAGGUCAAACCCCUCACAGCUGAGAGAGCUGGAUCUGAGCUACAAUCACCCAGGACCAUCAGGAGUCCAGCUGCUCAACCACAAACUGGAGGAUCCAAACUAUAAACUGCAGAUACUCAAUGUGGAUCAUGGAGGAGAGAAGAUGAUGACUGCAGGACCACAAAAGUAUGCCUGUGAUCUCACACUGGAUCCAAACACAGCAAACACUCGACUCAUUCUGUCUGAUGAGAACAGGAAGAUCACACGUGUGUUUGAGUGUCAACCGUAUCCUGAUCAUCCAGAUAGAUUUGAUGUUCCUCAGGUUCUGUGUCUUGAGGGUCUGACUGGACGCUGUUACUGGGAGGCUGAAUGGAGCAGAAAUAAUGCUGAAAUAUCAGUGUCAUAUAAAGGAAUCAACAGGAAAGGAUGGAGAGACUGUCGGUUUGAAUCCAGUGAAAAAUCCUGGAGUCUGGAGUGCUCUGAUAACAGUUUCUCUGUCCGUCACAAUGAUAACAGAACUGAUAUACCUGCUGUUCAUUCAUCCUCUAAUAGAGUAGGAGUGUAUGUGGACGUGUCGGCCGGCUCUCUGUCCUUCUACAGUGUCUCUGACACACACACACUCACACACUUACAUACAUUCAACACCACAUUCACUGAACCCCUCUACGCUGGAUUUGGGGUUGAUUAUCCUGAUUGUUCAGUGUCUCUGUGUUAUAUUAAACGAUAGAGAGACUCUCUGUAAAUCCUCUUUCUGAUGUUCACAUGCACACAAACUCAUCAAAUCUCACAUCAUUACAUUUGAAUAAAUUCAUUUUUAAUUAGUUGUUCAUUGUCCUCCAGAAGUUAUAAAUCUAGAUCAGACACACACUGUUCUGAAUCUUUAAUAAACACAGUAAUAAGGUUGCUUUAAUAUUUAUAUUGUAAACUGAUCAUCAAAUGUAAUAAAAUUACAUAAGUGACUCAUUUAAUGAUGAAGUGGUUUCUGAAUCCCUGAUGUGAACUGAUGACAGUAUGAAUAA